This is a messenger RNA of Aspergillus calidoustus, 717 nucleotides long. The record is from the annotation of a GenBank genome assembly. Lineage: Eukaryota; Fungi; Ascomycota; Eurotiomycetes; Eurotiales; Aspergillaceae.
AUGGCGUCACAGUUGUCAGAGAUGUCUACCGCGAUAAAGCCCCUCCUCCUCGCUGGAGGCCGUUCCACGCGAAUGGGAUCGCGCAAGGAACUCCUCUGUCUCGCCAACGACAUCCCCAUCUAUGAGCAACAAUUAUUGAGGCUCCAUCAUGCCUUUCCCGAGUCUGAUGCCGUGUUCCUCUCCUUGCCAUCUCCCGCGUCUCUACCGGAAAUCCUCGAGAACCCGCGUAUAGAACGCGUCGCCGACACCACCUUCCGGCUGCACACUGCCAAUUCGUCUCCACCAUUUAUCGUGUACAUCCUCUACGACAACCCAGGAGAAGACCUGGGCCCAGCAGCCGGGCUCCUCUCGGCAUAUCGCUACGACAAUAGCGCCACCUGGCUAGUCGUCGCCUGCGAUUACCCAUUUUUCCCUGUCUCCGCUCUGCGCUACCUGCGUGGACACAUGGCUGGUCCUGUUACGUGCUUUGAGAAUGCGGACGGGAUCUACGAGCCUCUUUUGGGGAUCUGGACCCCUGAGGCACUAUCUCUACUAGACCAGAAUGUACAGAGGGGUAUUCUAGGUCCCAAGGCUGUGGCGCUCGAGUCAAAGGGGACCAGUAUACGGCCCGAAUCGGAGAUUUGGCUGUUCAACAUGAAUACUCGAGCGGAAUAUGAACAAGCGCUGAGGAUGAGCGACGAGAUGAACAACUGCGCAGAUAAUAUGAAAGCCUCAUAA